AUGCCCAUUACUCAUGCCCAUCACUCAUGCCCAUCACUCAUGCCCAUCACUCAUGCCCAUCACUCAUGCCCAUCACUCAUGCCCAUCACUCAUGCCCAUCACUCAUGCCCAUCACUCAUGCCCAUCACUCAUGCCCAUCACUCAUGCCCAUCACUCAUGCCCCAUCACACUCAUCACCCUUCACCCAUGCACCCUUCCCCACCCUUCCCCACCGCGUGUUACCCGUACCACAUCCCAUCUCAACCUCUCGUCACCUUCCCCACCUUACCUUGGCCAGUGAGCGUUCUUCAGCAGCCAGGCAGCCUGUGCGCCCCAUUGUCGUCCAGAGGGGAUGCCCACGGCACGCCACUCACCCGCCACUCACCCGCCACUCACCCGCCACUCACCCGCCACUCACCCGCCACUCACCCGCCACUCACCCGCCACUCACCCGCCACUCACCCGCCACUCACCCGCCACUCACCCGCCACUCACCCGCCACUCACCCGCCACUCACCCGCCACUCACCCGCCACUCACCCGCCACUCACCCGCCACUCACCCGCCACUCACCCGCCACUCACCCGCCACUCACCCGCUACUCACCCGCUACUCACCCGCCACUCACCCGCCACUCACCCGCCACUCACCCGCCACUCACCCGCCACUCACCCGCCACUCACCCGCCACUCACCCGCCACUCACCCGCCACUCACCCGCCACUCACCCGCCACUCACCCGCUACUCACCCGCUACUCACCGCCACUCACCCGCUACUCACCCGCUACUCACCCGCUACUCACCCGCUACUCACCCGCCACUCACCCGCCACUCACCCGCCACUCACCCGCCACUCACCCGCCAGUCACCCGCCAAAACCAUGCUCGAUGGUGCUGUUGAAUGGCGAGUGAUCGACUCACCGCCUCACCUGCUGCAUGCCUCCACCUCUGCCAUUUCACCGCGCUGCCUUUUUGCCCUAUCUUCUUUUCCCUCCAAUCACCUCCCGUUCCUUAUCCUCCCCUCCCUUCUCCCCUGCUUGCCCCUUCUCCCCUCCAAUACCUCCUCCCUUUCUCCUCUCUCGCCUUCGCCUACCCACUCGUUCUCCAUCCACGUGCCUCUCCUCCACUCUCCCCUCCACUCCCUGCCCCUUCUCGCGCCUGUUUCCACCCCUCCGCCUGUCCACUGCUUCCCUUGCUCCCACCCCUCACCUCGUUUCCGUCAAACCCAAGCCACGGGCUCCCGCAUCCUCACUUACUUCCCCCUCCCCUCUCUCCCUCGUCAUUUCUUCCUCUUUCCAUUGCUGCUCCAUCUCUUCUCCCAUCUCUCUUCCCUUCUCGCCUUUCUUUCUCCACCCUUGUCCUCGCCUAACCACUGGUUUCCAUCCACCUCCCUAUCACCCACUGUCCUGACCACGCUCUUCCCCCACUCUUGCACCUCUUCUCCCACUCCUGCACCUCUUCCCCCACUCCUGCACCUCUUCCCUGCAUGCUUCCUACUCUACCCCCGCCCGCCCCUCCUCCCCCCUACCCUCCAUCCCACCUUCCCUGCGGUUGGGAUGGGAUGGGCGGUUGGGAAUGGCGUCAAGGCCACCUGGGGAGACGACAGAGGAGUGGGUGGGGUGGGUGGUCGUGGGGUGCGGAAAUUUGACGUGCCGGAGGACAUUGAUGCGGGGGAGGAGAUGGGUGUGAGGGAGGAGAUGGGUGUGAGGGAGGAGAUGGGUGUGAGGGAGGAGAUGGGUGUGAGGGAGGAGAUGGGUGUGAGGGAGGAGAUGGGUGCAGUGCAGCGAGGGGUGUGGAUGCAAUCACCAAGGCAAGGUGUCAGGCGCUCCUCCGCGGCCCCCUCUUGCGCCCCUCCUCUGGUCCCUGGUGGCGCGCUUUCCCCCUUUCCCUCUCUCCCGCCCUUCCUCACCCCUCCGCCUGCCCCUUCCCCCAUCCUCCGCACUCCUGCUCCGCUCCCUGUCGCCUCGUUUCCGCCAAACCCAAACUCCACGCGCCCGCAUUCCCCCUUCCCCCUCCCCUACCUACGCCUCCCCUCCCCGCUCCGCCUCCCCUUCCCAGUGAGUGAGGCCGGCCGCCACUGCUAA
Messenger RNA from Closterium sp. NIES-65, 2061 nucleotides. The record is from the annotation of a GenBank genome assembly. Lineage: Eukaryota; Viridiplantae; Streptophyta; Zygnematophyceae; Desmidiales; Closteriaceae.